AUGUCGAUCGCUGGAAAGGUGUUCACCAAGAUGCUCAAGACAAACUUGUCGAAAAAAGGGCCAGACGACCCCCUCUACGCGUUCAGUGUGGAUGCAAAGGGAAAGCAAAAGCGUGUAAUUAGAGACCUCCCUAAAGGGCUUUCCAAGCGUGAUCAGCGAGCUCUCCGCAAGAUUAGGAAACGAGCACAUAAUCUCGACAAGGGUAUGAAUCUGUGCGGUUUCCGAGUUGGCUACACCUUCUUCAUUGGUAUCAUUCCCGGCCUUGGUGAUGCUGUGGAUGCAAGCCUGAACUAUUUCCUCAUCGUCAAGCCCGCAAAGAAGCUGGAUAUCCCCGACAGUCUGGUUCACAAGAUGCUCUUCAACAAUGCUAUAUCAGCAGGAUUAGGGCUGGUACCCGUAGCAGGAGACAUCUUUUUGGCGGCGUGGAAGGCAAACUCUAGAAAUGCUCUCUUGCUUGAAGAGUAUCUUACGAUCAGAGGACAAGAAUACCUGGCAUCUCUUCACCAAGACACCAGCACAAUCAGCGCAUCAGAAGCUCUUGCUCAUGGUGUACCCCCGGAGGAUCUGAGAGAGUUGUUUGCGCCGGGGUCAGGUAUGGAGCAGCGCGAUGUUGAGGAGGGUGCAGGCAGCAGAGGAUUCUUUGGCAAGAAGAACAAGAAGGCGGCCGCGAAGUGA
Molecule: messenger RNA, 675 nt
Organism: Cryptococcus wingfieldii CBS 7118
Lineage: Eukaryota; Fungi; Basidiomycota; Tremellomycetes; Tremellales; Cryptococcaceae
Exons: 6
Coding region: 1-675 (224 amino acids)
Source: RefSeq, a predicted model, not a curated record